CUGACCCAUCGAUUCAAUACUAUCCACAAACGAAAACACUACGAAUGAAUGGCCAUAUGCCUUCACUGUAAACUGAACAUCGCCGGAAAAUAAAAAUUAAUCCCACUCCGAUCAGAACCCAAAACAGAGCUAGGAUACAGCAACCUACACGCAACCUCCAUUGAAGACAAAUCUUGAACAAAAAAAUAAAUAAAAAACCAGCAGGGACGGCGACAUGCAAUGGAAAGACAGAUCAUAAAUCCAAAAACAAAAAACCAGAAUAGGGAAUGGAGCAUGCAAUGGCGCCUAUGAGAUGAUGGAAGGACGAUUGAUGAGACUUGACUAUUACUUGAGGCGGCUCCGAUCUCGGAUGAGCAGAGGGCGGCGACAAGGUGGGAACCUCGGAGGACGGCGACGAGGACGGACAAGCGGUGGCUAUCGUCGAGUUCGUAGGAGCAGAGGAGGGCGCAGGGAGUAUUCGGCGGCGACGAGGUCGGAGGAGCAGAGGGUUGCGUCGCCGAGGAUAGUUCAGGCGAACAACGGCCGCAACUCUCGGCUUCGCUGGGUGAAGAUGAUGCGACGAAAUAGAGAGGAAAUUGAGAAGAAAGAAUCUCCCAAAAAAAACGAAAGUGACUGUUGGGAUCCCACCACAAUAAUCUCGGCUGAUUUGAAGCAAUGACGUGACGUCAACUAAUUACAGACCUUACAAAAAUACCCCUCACAAUAAAAAUCCCUUUUAUCAGCCGAAAAAAAAAGGAAAUUGAUAUAUGCGGUUAGGACGGUGCUAACGGGGUAUGGGGUUAGCAUCCCAUCUCAUCCCACAGCAGUUGGAUGAUGAAGGGGGAUGGACGGUAGGGAGUUGGGAAGCGAAUCUCACAACCCCAAUAGGGGAAGUGACACUAUCCCUUUUAUCCAUGAAUUGAUUAUGAUAAGUGAGCAAAUCAUUCAUCAAUAAGGUUCAAGGUUUACAAUUUAAACUCUCAAUAUAUUAAUUCAUACGAUUGCUUUAAUACUAAGAAUCGAGUUGUAUUUAUCAUGUUUUAAUAAUAUCAAUCCCAACUAUAAAAAUCGUGGUCGUUGUUAAGACUUUCAUCAUUUUUGGUCCGUUGAAACACAAAACACUGAAGAACAGUAAACUGCGUCUACAUUUUUUUUUUGUCAACAACAAGUUUAUAUAAUAAACCCAAAAAAGAAGAGAAGUCAUACUCUCCUCCUUGGUCAGUGAUGACUUAUAUGACUGACGGAUUUGGAAAAUGGAAACUCAUACAGGUCAUAUAAUUUGACAUAUCAAAUAUUCAUCCAUGCUUCGGUCAAACUUGUAUCAAUAUUUCAAAUCAUAAGAGAAAUUUUGCAUCGGCCGCCGCAUUUCAUAUCGCUACCACCAACUAAUCGUCCCUUCCUACUCCUUUCCAAGACGGACGAUUUCUCACGCUUCAAAGUGUAUGUAAUUAUUUUCCUAAGCCAAACUUAAAUGGCGCAGCACAAAAGAUUCCGCUGCAAAGAAUGACUUCCACAAUCAAAUACCGUAAACCGAUUGAUCGAUGAGAGAGAUUGUUUUGUCACCAUAUAGUGGAUUGUUUCGAAAUAAAAAAACGAAUAAAAUGACUAGAGACUCAAACGGUGAGAAGGAAGACACGAUAUAGACACAAAUGAUAUAAAACGAAAAUAAAUCUCCUCCAAGAUACCCAACCAACGAGUGAGUAAUUCAACAAAAAAAAUUUGCGAAUCACUGCCCAAUGUCACCACAAAAAUUUAACGCAUUAGACACCGUCGCAUAGCAUCUCGAUGAGAAAGUAAUUCAACAGUAAAGACAUCCGAGAUACCAUCAUAAAAUUUACUAAAAGCAAACAAGAUCGAACAAUCAUGACCUACGAAAUCGAUUACACUUUCUUGAUUUACCUCCACAACAUUAUAAUUAUCUUGCAAAGUGAACCGCCAAAAAAGAAACAUCCAAUAUAAUGCUAGCAAUUUUCUAUCCCAAAAUAUUAAAGUUAUGGUUUUUAGUCAUAACAUCCAAUAUUAUGAAUAAUAAUAAAAAAAUAGUAUAGUCUUGUAAAAUGAAACUGAACAAUCUUCAAGUGUAUGGUUUUUAGUCAUAUUGUUAUUGUUAUUGUUAUUUUCAGGAGUCUUCCUUUUCCACGUAAGGAAAAUCCCACCAACCAAGUUGUUAUAAAAUAAAAUAAAACAAAACAGAGCCCCAACCAAUCCCGCACCCGCCAAAGAUGACCAUUAUCAUCACGGAAUCCGAGUCCGUCCAAACUCCCAAACCAAGGAAUCAUCCCAACUCCCAGCCAUCAGCAUAAUCAUAUAUCCUAUCAUUUCUUCAUUUUUGGUAUCUUCUCCAACCCAUGUGCUUAAUCUUUAGUUUACUACUUUACUUUCCUACUUCAUAUCGAAAUGAAACGAUACCAGAGAUUAUAUCGAAAAAUUCAGUGGUGAUAGGAUAUUCAAUUCUAAAACUGUGAUUCAACAGUUUUCAUAUCGUCAAAAUUAUUUUACCAUUUGAGAUUCGAUAUCUAGUAGUAUUUUCGAUCUGACCGAACGAUAGAGUACGGUUUCUAAAAUAUUGAUCAUCACAUUUUUUUUUCCACGUUGCAUAUUCAUUUUUGUAAAGGUGAUUUAGAUAAUAAUAAAAAAAAAUUGUAAUU
Molecule: messenger RNA, 2627 nt
Organism: Linum trigynum
Lineage: Eukaryota; Viridiplantae; Streptophyta; Magnoliopsida; Malpighiales; Linaceae
Source: the annotation of a GenBank genome assembly